This is a messenger RNA of Acyrthosiphon pisum (pea aphid), 1577 nucleotides long. Its product is annotated as cystathionine gamma-lyase. Gene Ontology annotation, molecular function: cystathionine gamma-lyase activity; pyridoxal phosphate binding. Gene Ontology annotation, cellular component: cytoplasm. Gene Ontology annotation, biological process: transsulfuration. The record is from RefSeq and is marked validated. NCBI's taxonomy places the organism in Eukaryota, Metazoa, Arthropoda, Insecta, Hemiptera, Aphididae.
GUAAUUUGUCACGAGCCAUCGAUGCGUGUCAUAGAUCAUUUCAAGUCCGUCAACGCACACGAAACAAUCGUAGUUUAUAUCGUACAGAUCAGUGGUGUGUAUUCGCGAAGGUCGUUAAUAAAUAGCAGGUAAGUUAAUAGGUAUAGUUUUCGAGAUCUUCGUUCUAAGUUUGCCGAAAAAAAAGAAAUGUGCGACAACGGGUCCGUGACGAAAAAUAACGUAAAAGAUCCGAAUUUCGGGACCAAACUCGUACACGCCGGGCACAACCCCGCAGAGUGGACCUACAACGAUGUCGUUCCACCGAUUACAAUGAGCACGAUAUUCAAUUCGAGAUCGCCGGGAGUAAUCGAAGGUUUCGAGUACACGAGAUGCGGCAAUCCAAUCCGUUCGGUGUUGGAGAAAUGUCUGAUAGCGCUGGACCACGCCGAGUAUGCGCUGGUCUAUAGCUCCGGCAUGGCGGCCAUCUCGUCCAUGGUCAACCUGUUGGCGCCCGGCGACCACAUGUUGUGCAGCUCCGACGUGUACGGCGGCACGUACCGGCUACUCAACAAGAUGGCCAAGCACGCGGGCAUCUUGUUCGACUUUGUCGACUUUUCCGAUACGGCGACCAUCGUCAAGAGUAUAAGAUCCAAUACGAAGCUCGUUUGGUUUGAGAGUCUGUCGAAUCCUUUAAUGAUCGUGUUGGACGUACAAAAAGUGUCUGAAGUCAUUCACAGGACUCGAGCAGACAUUAUAGUGGCCGUUGAUAAUUCAUUUGUGACCCCCUAUUUUCAGAGACCGUUGGAUCUUGGUGUAGAUGUAAUAAUGUAUUCGUUGAGUAAAUAUAUGAACGGACAUUCCGAUAUAAUUAUGGGGGCACUGGUUACCAACAACAAAGAUUUAUAUGAUAAAUUAUACGUUUUUCAAUACACGUCCGGAAACGUACCGUCGUCGUUCGACUGUUACAUGGUCAACCGCGGGCUGAAGACGCUGCACGUGCGCAUGGAACAGCACAUGAAGAAUGCCACGGCAGUGGCCGGGUACUUAGAAUCGCACCCGAAAGUGCUCAGAGUGAACUACAUGGGCCUGCCCAGUCAUCGGCAACGCGAAAUCAUCGAAAAACAGUUUACCGGCCAUAACGGUAUAGUGUCGUUCUACAUCAACGGCGGCAUCGAAGUGAGCACAAAGCUGUUGGAAUCGCUCAAGCUGUUCUGCAUCACGUGCAGCCUGGGUUGCUACGAAAGCUUGGCCGCUCUACCGAAUAUGCACAUUGUCCCGAUUCCCAAAGAAGCCACAAAAUAUAAUACCGAUAAAGAAAUCUGUAAAAUGACGCACGCUUCGCUCACGGACGAAGAAAGGCAAUCUACGGGCAUUCACGAUAAUCUCAUACGAUUGUCCAUUGGUUUGGAAUACUACCAGGACUUGAUCGACGACUUAGAACAAGCAAUUCAAGCAAGUGGAGCCAAAGAUAAAUGUUAACGAAUAAAACCAAAUUAUCAAUAGAUAUUUUAAAAUAUAAUAUAAAAAUAAUAAUAAUUAUAUUAACCGAUUAACAUUAAUGUAAUUUGACACAAAUAAAAUACUUUUUUAAACUAAAA